Molecule: messenger RNA, 1590 nt
Organism: Sporothrix brasiliensis 5110
Lineage: Eukaryota; Fungi; Ascomycota; Sordariomycetes; Ophiostomatales; Ophiostomataceae
Product: C4-dicarboxylate transporter/malic acid transport protein
Exons: 3
Coding region: 1-1590 (529 amino acids)
Biological process (GO): transmembrane transport; sulfite transmembrane transport
Cellular component (GO): plasma membrane
Molecular function (GO): sulfite transmembrane transporter activity
Source: RefSeq, a predicted model, not a curated record
AUGUCUGCAUUAAUACCGGAGUUCUCGACGGCCUCCUCCCCUGAUGGCAGUGGCAUUUUCUUCCACACUCUACGCCAGGCCAACGCCAGCGAGGAGAACGUGGACACCUCCGACCAUGUGAACAACACAUCGUGCUCUGCAGGCACCACUGCAGGUGCUGCACCCACCUUGCACGAGAUAGACCCCGAGAAGGACGCCGAAAGCAGCCCAGCCGUUCCGGUCGUCAGUAACAUCUCCUCCCACAACACGAUCAAUGCCAGCGCCGAGAAUGGCUCCCACCCCGUCAGCCGCAGCCACAGCAAUGCCGUGGCAGAACCGCCGACAGCAAACACGCCUUGCGCCGGCGCCGGCGGCAGCGACAUUCGGAUCCUGCCCUGCGGCGCCGUCGUCGCCACCAGCGAGAGGGAAAAUCGUGGCUGGCGCAAAAUUGUGCGCAACUUUACGCCGUCGUGGUUCUCUGUGUGCAUGGGCACGGGCGUCGUCGCCAUCUUGCUGCACAACCUGCCCUACAACGCCCACGGGGUGUGGUACCUGUCCGUUGCCGUCUUCUGCCUCAACAUUCUGCUGUUCAUCACCUUUUCGCUCAUCACGAUUACGCGCUACGUCGUGUAUCCGGAGAUUUGGAAUGUCAUGAUUAAGCAUCCGUCCCAGUCGCUCUUCCUGGGGUGCAUUCCCAUGGCCUUUUCGACCAUUGUCACAAUGAUGGCCCUCGUCUGCACAACAUGGGGCAACUGGGCAAUCUAUCUGAUCUGGGCGUUUUGGUGGGUCGACGUCUUUGGCUCCUGCGCCUGCAGCCUGAUUAUUCCUUUUGUGAUUAUCCACCAUCAUCGCAAUCAGCUCUCUCACAUGACCGCUGCCUUACUCCUGCCUGUCGUGCCCGUCAUUGUCGCGGCUGCCUCUGGCAGCGUGAUCGCCGAGGCCCUGCCCAACCGCUCGCACCAACUCACCACCCUGGUCCUCUCCUACAUCAUCUGGGGCCUCGGCGAGACCUUCUCCUUCUUUAUCAUGACGGUGUACUUUCUGCGCCUGCAAAUCCACGACCUGCCGCCGCGCGAAGUCAUUGUGUCCGUCUUCCUACCCAUCGGCCCGCUAGGCCAGGGCGGCUUUGCGAUCCAGCAGCUCGGCAAGCUCGCCAUGCAGGUUCUGCCCGCCACCGGCGCGUUCAACGGCGCCAUCCCCGACGGCACCAGCCCCAAUGCCCUCGAUGCCACCGCCCUGUACGGCCCCACCGUGCUCUACAUGAUUGGAAUCCUCGCCGGGUUCUUCUUGUGGGGCGCCGCUCUCGGCUGGCUGGCGUUUGCCAUCAUCUCCAUCAUGACCACCAAGUCGUUCCCCUUCAACAUGGGCUGGUGGGGCUUCGUCUUCCCGCUCGGCGUCUUUACGAGCUGCACAGGUGUGCUGGCCGUAGAGCUGUCGAGCACCUUUUUCAAGGUCAUCACCAUGAUCUUCUCAGCCCUGGUGUUUUGCCUAUGGAUUCUCGUGGCCGUCAAAACCACCAUCAUGGUCUACCGCGGCAACAUGUUUUAUGCGCCGUGCCUGCGCGAUCUGCACCCCAAGGAGGAGCAGCCGGGCGGCAAACGAACGGUGUAG